AUGUCUGAAAAAAUACAUAAUCCUGUUCUUGAUUCAGUUCCUGGCCAAAAAUCAAAGGCACAUGACAUUGACGCUGAAAUCAAUGACUUGAACCACAGUAUUGCCACAGCAAUCAUGCUCCUUAAAACAACUCUACCGGACCGUCUUCGCUCGCUUAGUGCUCCCGACGCUCUCCAUGAUGCAACCUCCAAUAAGGAAACACACGUCGCAAAAUACCAGCGUCAUUUGAAGGAUGCCCGCAACUCAAUUGACCCUAAGGACCUUGUUUUAAGCUACGUCGAUACUACCAUUGGCUACCUUGACCAAAAACUUGAUCUUUUUAAACGCCGCCAUCAAUUAUUUGCAAACCACAAUUCCUACGUCCAUGAAUCCCCAGAGUUUACUCAUAACCCUGCCUCCCACUUUAUAGAUAGCGUUUCUUCUCUCCCUGAAAAGGACUUUUUCCGUCUUUUCCGCGUCAAGCCUUCCACCUUUAAGGUCCUGGUUGCUUGGCUCCAAAGCAAUACUUCCAUCCAAUCUGGUAAGGAGCACAUCCUCACUCCUGAGCUCAAGGUCGCCCUCUUCCUCUACAUUGUCGGCCAUAAUGCUACUUAUCACCAAGUCCAUGAACUCUUCCCUUUGGCUCUGUCCACAAUUGAGACAGCCUACCAUCAUGUUACUGAAUGCCUCCUAGAAGUUGCCCCAUCUCUUAUCACACCAGAAGACUACUCUCCCGGUAACAUGUUUGACUCUUACCGCAGCGACCCUAAUUUUUACCCAUAUUUUCAAAACUGUGUGGGUACAAUAAUUACUCGCUACAUUAAAAGUCCCCUAAAGGCUACCAAGGCCCUCUACGUCCUUGAUCUCGAAAACCGUGUUGUCUUUUUGCACCUUGACGCAGACUUGGAUAAGCCUUCUCUUACCAUUUAUCAAGAAGCAAUCAACUCUGGCAAGCUUGUCAUUCCUCCUGGGAAGUAUCUUCUUGGCCCCCACAAUUUCCGUUGCACAAACGGCGUUUUGUCCCCAUACCUUAGUGUAACUCCUUCUCGAGAAAGUCAUAUUGAGCAAGAAAGUAGCCCUGCUUUUGAGACUGAAAGAGAGCUCUUUAAUCACAUUUCUGAAAAGUUUUUGGAAAAGCGUGCCUUAUUUGACACUCUGCUCAUCCACCGCUUCCACAUUUUGCGCGCAGGUGCCUUGCGUCAAACCACUCUUGACGAGGAUUCCCUUUUCACUGUCAUCUUGGCUCUCAAUAAUAUUAUCCACCACUACGAUUUGCCUCUGCUACAACUUGGCCAGUGGAUCUCUGAGGAAGAGGGUAUCCGCACUGUUGAGGCUGCUCCUGUUGAAAAAGAUACUGAUGGGGACGCUGAGAUGGAAGAUGACGAAUCCUCUAUCCCCGUUUAUGAAAUCACUGAAUUUGCUGCUCCUGAUGCUGAAUAUAGUCUUUGGGCAUUGAGAAAGCACAUUGCUGAUACUAUGUGGCGCGAAUAUCUUGCCGAGACUGCGUAA
This is a messenger RNA of Magnusiomyces paraingens, 1488 nucleotides long. RefSeq lists its product as uncharacterized. The transcript has a single exon. Bases 1 to 1488 code for a protein of 495 amino acids. NCBI's taxonomy places the organism in Eukaryota, Fungi, Ascomycota, Dipodascomycetes, Dipodascales, Dipodascaceae. The record is from RefSeq and is a predicted model, not a curated record.